This is a messenger RNA of Rattus rattus (black rat), 5004 nucleotides long. RefSeq names its product hornerin-like. Gene Ontology annotation, molecular function: calcium ion binding; transition metal ion binding. Gene Ontology annotation, biological process: establishment of skin barrier. Gene Ontology annotation, cellular component: cornified envelope; keratohyalin granule. NCBI's taxonomy places the organism in Eukaryota, Metazoa, Chordata, Mammalia, Rodentia, Muridae. The record is from RefSeq and is a predicted model, not a curated record.
AUGCCUAAACUCCUGCAAGGCAUUGUCACUGUCAUCGAUGUUUUCUACAAUUAUGCCACUGAAUAUGGGAACUGUGAUAUGUUGAGCAAAAAAGAGAUGAAAGAACUUCUGGAAACUGAGUUUCGCCAAAUUUUAAAGAAUCCAGAUGAUCCAGAUACCGUAGAUAUCAUCAUGCAAAGUCUGGAUCGAGAUCAUAACCACAAAGUGGAUUUUACUGAGUAUCUUAUAAUGAUACUCAGGCUGGCUAAGGCUUGUAAUAAAAUUAUUGGCAAGGAUUACUGCCAAGCUUCAGGGUCAAAGCAAAAAGAUCACAGUCGCCAGCACCAAGAGGAACAGAGUGAAAAAGAAACAGAAAACGAAGAGGAAGAAGCCUCUUCAAGUUAUUCAAGUUCUAGUGCAGGAGAGAAUGACUCUUAUUACAAGGGCUCAAGAGGAAACAAAAAAUGCAAAUCCAGGAAACCAAGACAAGGGAAGGAGCAAAGUUCUGAACAAAGAACAAAAUCAAAUUCAAGUGAUUUCAAAAAUAAUGAGGAUUAUGAAAAAGGCCAGCACAGAUCAGGAUCUAGAUCAAGGAAAGAUUCUGGUAUUCCUCAACAUGGGCACUCUUCUGGUUUAGAUCAAUACGGCUCCUCAUCAGGACAAACUUCUAGCUCCAAAGGACAGGGUUCUGGACAAGGUGUGUCCUCGGGGUCUGGACGAUAUGGUGCUUCAUCAGCACAGUCUUCAGGCUGUGGGUCAGGUCAGUCCACUGGCUAUGGAGAACAAGGGUCAGGAAAAGGUCAGUCAUCUAGCCACAGACGAGGCAGGUCCACCUCAAGGGAAUCUAACGGAUCCGAAGAGUAUGGAUCCAGCUCAAGGGAAUCUUCUGGCUUUAGUCAGCGUGGAUCUGGGCAUGGUCAAUCUUCUCGGGGUAGACAAAGUGGUUCUUUCUCUGGACAGUCAGCAGGCAGUCAACAGCAUCAAUCUGGCUCUAGGAAUGGAUCUCGCUCAGGGCAUUCUUCCACCUCUGGUCAGCAAGGCACUCAUUAUGGUCAGUCUUCCAGUUAUGGCACACACAGCUCAGGGUCAAGCCAGUCUUCCAGCCAGAGGACACAUGGCUCUGGUUCAGGGCACUCUUCUGGUUUAGGUGAAUACGGCUCCUCAUCAGGUCAAACUUCUAGCUCCAAGAGACAGGGUACUGGACAAGGUCUGUCCUCUGGGUCAGGAGGAUAUGGUGCUUCGUCACCACAGUCUUCAGGCUGUGGGUCAGGUCAGUCAGAAGACGAUAUACGAGAGGUGGGAGUGACUGGAGUACAGACGUGCGCCCGUCCGAUCAGGUCCACCUCAAGGGAAUCUAACGGAUCCCAAGAGCAUGGAUCCAGCUCAAGGGAAUCUUCUGGCUUUAGCCAGCGUGGAUCUGGGCAUGGUCAAUCUUCUAGGGGUGGACAAAGUGGUUCUUUCUCUGGACAGUCAGCAGGCAGUCAACAGCAUCAAUCUGGCUCUAGGAAUGGAUCUCACUCAGGGCAUUCUUCUACCUCUGGUCAGCAAGGCACUCAUUAUGGUCAGUCUUCCAGUUAUGGCACACACAGCUCAGGGUCAAGCCAGUCUUCCAGCCAGAGGACACAUGGCUCUGGUUCAGGGCACUCUUCUGGUUUAGAUCAAUACGGCUCCUCAUCAGGACAAACUUCUAGCUCCAAAGGACAGGGUUCUGGACAAGGUGUGUCCUCAGGGUCUGGACGAUAUGGUGCUUCAUCAGCACAGUCUUCAGGCUGUGGGUCAGGUCAGUCCACUGGCUAUGGAGAACAAGGGUCAGGAAAAAGUCAGUCAUCUAGCCACAGACGAGGCAGGUCCACCUCAAGGGAGUCUUAUGGAUCCCAAGAGUAUGGAUCCAGCUCAAGAGAAUCUUCUGGCUUUAGUCAGCAUGGAUCUGGGCAUGGUCAAUCUUCUCGGGGUGGACAAAGUGGUUCUUUCUCUGGACAGUCAGCAGGCAGUCAACAGCAUCAAUCUGGCUCUAGGAAUGGAUCUCGCUCAGGGCAUUCUUCUACCUCUGGUCAGCAAGGCACUCAUUAUGGUCAGUCUGCCAGUUAUGGCACACACAGCUCAGGGUCAAGCCAGUCUUCUAGCCAGAGGACACAUGGCUCUGGUUCAGGGCACUCUUCUGGUUUAGAUCAAUACGGCUCCUCAUCAGGUCAAACUUCUAGCUCCCAGAGACAGGGUUCUGGACAAGGUCUGUCCUCUGGUUCAGGACGAUAUGGUGCUUCAUCAGGACACUCUUCUGGCUGUGGGUCAGGUCAGUCCACUGGCUAUGGAGAACAAGGGUCAGGAAAAAGUCAGUCAUCUAGCCACAGGCGAGGCAGGUCUACCUCCAGGGAGUCUUCUACCUCUCAACAGUAUGGAUCUGGCUCCGGGGAAUCUUCUGGAUUUAGUCAACGUGGAUCGGCACGGGGUCAAUCUUCUCAUAGUGGACAACAUGGCUCUUUCUCUGGACAGUCAGCAGGCAGUCAACACCAUGGAUCUUGUUGCGGUCAGUCUUCUGGAUAUGGUCAAAAUGAAUAUGGCUCAGGUCAGUCUCCCACGUCUGGGCAGAAUAGCUCUCAUUACAGUCAGUCUUCCAGUUAUGGCACACACAGCUCAGGGUCAAGCCAGUCAUCCAGCCAGAGGACACAUGGCUCUGGUUCAGGGCACUCUUCUGGUUUAGAUCAAUACGGCUCCUCAUCAGGACAAACUUCUAGCUCCAAAGGACAGGGUUCUGGACAAGGUGUGUCCUCGGGGUCUGGACGAUAUGGUGCUUCAUCAGCACAGUCUUCAGGCUGUGGGUCAGGUCAGUCCACUGGCUAUGGAGAACAAGGGUCAGGAAAAGUCAGCGUGGAUCUGGGCAUGGUCAAUCUUCUCGUGGUAGACAAAGUGGUUCUUUCUCUGGACAGUCAGCAGGCAGUCAACAGCAUCAAUCUGGCUCUAGGAAUGGAUCUCGCUCAGGGAAUUCUUCCACCUCUGGUCAGCAAGGCACUCAUUAUGGUGAAUACGGCUCCUCAUCAGGUCAAACUUCUAGCUCCAAGAGACAGGGUACUGGACAAGGUCUGUCCUCUGGGUCAGGAGGAUAUGGUGCUUCGUCACCACAGUCUUCAGGCUGUGGGUCAGGUCAGUCCAGUAACUAUGGAGAAAAGGGGUCAGGAAAAAGUCAAUCAUCUAGCCACAGACGAGGCAGGUCCACCUCAAGGGAGUCUUAUGGAUCCCAAGAGCAUGGAUCCGGCUCAAGGGAAUCUUCUGGCUUUAGUCAGCAUGGAUCUGGGCAUGGUCAAUCUUCUCGGGGUGGACAAAGUGGUUCUUUCUCUGGACAGUCAGCAGGCAGUCAACAGCAUCAAUCUGGCUCUAGGAAUGGAUCUCGCUCAGGGCAUUCUUCUACCUCUGGUCAGCAAGGCACUCAUUAUGAUCAAUACGGCUCCUCAUCAGGACAAACUUCUAGCUCCAAAGGACAGGGUUCUGGACAAGGUGUGUCCUCGGGGUCUGGACGAUAUGGUGCUUCAUCAGCACAGUCUUCAGGCUGUGGGUCAGGUCAGUCCACUGGCUAUGGAGAACAAGGGUCAGGAAAAAGUCAGUCAUCUAGCCACAGACGAGGCAGGUCCACCUCAAGGGAGUCUAACGGAUCCCAAGAGUAUGGAUCCAGCUCAAGAGAAUCUUCUGGCUUUAGUCAGCGUGGAUCUGGGCAUGGUCAAUCUUCUCGCGGUAGACAAAGUGGUUCUUUCUCUGGACAGUCAGCAGGCAGUCAACAGCAUCAAUCUGGCUCUAGGAAUGGAUCUCGCUCAGGGCAUUCUUCAACCUCUGGUCAGCAAGGCACUCAUUACGGUGAAUACGGCUCCUCAUCAGGUCAAACUUCUAGCUCCAAGAGACAGGGUUCUGGACAAGGUCUGUCCUCUGGUUCAGGACGAUAUGGUGCUUCAUCAGGACACUCUUCUGGCUGUGAGUCAGGUCAGUCCACUGGCUAUGGAGAACAAGGGUCAGGAAAAAGUCAGUCAUCUAGCCACAGGCGAGGCAGGUCUACCUCCAGGGAGUCUUCUACCUCUCAACAGUAUGGAUCUGGCUCUGGGGAAUCUUCUGGAUUUAGUCAACGUGGAUCGGCACAGGGUCAAUCUUCUCAUAGUGGACAACAUGGCUCUUUCUCUGGACAGUCAGCAGGCAGUCAACACCAUGGAUCUUGUUGCGGUCAGUCUUCUGGAUAUGGUCAAAAUGAAUAUGGCUCAGGGCAUCAUGGCUCCACAUCAGGACAAACUUCUAGCUCCAAAGGACAGGGUUCUGGACAAAAUGUGUCCUCGGGGUCUGGAUGGUAUGGAGCUUCAUCAGGACCAUCUUCAGUCUGUGGGUCAGGUCAGUCCACUGGCUAUGGAGAACAAGGGUCAGGAAAAAGUCAGUCAUCUGGCCACACUGGAGGCAGGUCCUACUCAAGGUGUUCUUCUGGUUCUCAACGGGAUAUAUCUGGCUCUAAUGAGGCUUCUACCUUUAGUCAACAUCCAUCUUGGCAAAGGCAGUCUUCUCACAGUUGGCAAAGUGGUCCUUACUCUGGAUCUUCAUCUGGCCAUGUUCAGCAUGGACCUGAAUUUUCUCAAUCUGAAGGCUCAAAUCACUCAUCCACCUGUGGUCAGCAUGGUUCUACAUCAUGGCAGUCUUCUGGUUUUGACCAGCAACGGCCUGGAUCACACCAUUCUUCUCCCUCUAGUAGUCAUGGUACUGUCUCUCAAGAAUGUUCUGGCUUUGGUAAACAGGUAUCUAGAUCAGUGGCCAGGCCCCCAAGGGAAGAUGAGGUUUUUCUCUACCUACACCCCACCAGGAACCACAACUGAAGAGAGCCUUGCCCAGCAAGGGGAGGUCCAACUUAGCAUGGCCCACGAACAGGCAGUAGCCAAGACCAUGAACUUCAGUGCUAACACAAGCAUAAACAUCAACAUGUCUCCUAGCUGCAUCAGGACCAUUGACCCACUCAUCAUCCUCAGCUCAUUCAUGGACCCCGAGCUUCAGCAUGGCCUCGUGUAG